AUGUCGUCUGCAGACCUGAGAGCUGAGCUGGAAUGUUCCGUCUGUCUGAACAUUUAUACAGAUCCUGUAAUGCUGAGAUGCGGACACGACUUCUGCCGGGUCUGUAUCAAACGUGUGCUGGAUACACAGAAAGGGUCUGGAGAUUACUUCUGUCCUGUGUGCCGAAAAAGGUUCAGGAGUCGUCCUGUAUUGCAGAGGAACAUAACACUAUGUAACAUAGUGGAGAAUUUCCAGUUUGUCCAGCCAGAUCAGGAGGAGUCCGGGGUCUUCUGUACUCACUGUGUGGACUCUCCUGUGCCUGCUGUUAGAUCCUGUCUACACUGUGAGGUUUCUCUGUGUAAUAAACACCUGAGAGUCCACAAAAAGUCCCCAGAACAUAUCUUAUGUGCCCCCAUCUUGUCCAUGGAGAGCCGGAAAUGCUCCGUCCAUAAGAGGAUCCUGGAGUAUUACUGUACUGAGGAUGAUACAUGUAUCUGUGUGACCUGCAGUUUGGCCGGAGAACAUCGAGGACACCAGGUGGAGAUGCUGAAUGAGGCCUUUGAGACGAAGAAAAAGACGCUGAGGAAUGAGCUCAAGAAACGUCUGGAAGAUCUGAAGGAGAUAUUCCAGGAUGAGAUUUCCAGAGCUGCAGACAUAUUACUGGAUGAGAACACGGCUCACAAUUCUCUACUUAUAUCAGAUGACAGGAAAACCGCAUCCUGGUCAGAUGUAUACCAGAAGCGCCCCAAAACACCGGAGAGAUUUCAGGGUUAUGUUCAGGUGUUGAGCAGUCAGAGUUUCUCCUCUGGGAGGCAUUACUGGGAUGUGGACGUCGGAAAUACCAAGAAAUGGAUGGUCGGGAUGUGUUACCCCAGUGUAGAGAGGAGAGGAUUGCAGUCACUUAUUGGGUGGAAUAACAAGUCGUGGGGUUUGGUCAGCAAAGAUGACCAUCAUUUGGCGAUACACGACGGUAAAGGGAUCCGCUCACCUGGUAAUAUCAUCAGUAACAGAGUCAGGAUAUAUCUGGAUUAUGAGGCCGGGCGGAUCGCCUUUUAUGAACUGUGUGACCCGAUCCGAUACAUACGCACCUUCACCACCACCUUCACCGAGCCCCUCCAUGCUGGGAUAUGGGUAUGGGAAGGUGGUGUAAUAAAGAUUUGUGGUGGGAAUCAGAAGAUCUGA
This is a messenger RNA of Rana temporaria (common frog), 1161 nucleotides long. Its product is annotated as putative tripartite motif-containing protein 75. The transcript has 3 exons. The record is from RefSeq and is a predicted model, not a curated record. Bases 1 to 1161 code for a protein of 386 amino acids. Lineage: Eukaryota; Metazoa; Chordata; Amphibia; Anura; Ranidae. Gene Ontology annotation, molecular function: protein binding; zinc ion binding.